AUGUGUGACCAACAGCAGAUUCAGUAUUGCCUUCCCCAGUGCUGUGUCAAGGGGUCCUUCUGCCCCUCCCAGACUCCUUGUGCCCAGGGCCAGGUGAUGCAGAUCGUGGAGUGCCCUGCACCAUGCCCAGUUCAAGUUUCCCAGCUGACUAGCCAGGCUCCGUGCCAGUCCCAGACCACAGAGGUGACAUGCCAGGCUCCGUGCCAAUCUAAGACCACCAAGGUGAAGGGCCAAGCUGCAAGCAAAUCUAAGACCACGAAGGUGAAGUGCCAGGCUCCAUGCCAAUCUAACACCUCCCAGGUGACAUCCCAGGUUCCAUGCCAGUCUCAAACGUCCUGUGUUCAAUGCCAGGUUCCGUGCCAGUCUGUUACCUACGUGCCAUGUGAAGCCCCAGGCCCAGUUCAGACUUGCUACGUAGAAUGUGCUCCAGUUCGUUAUACAGAAACUUGUUAUGUGGAAUGCCCAGUCCAGACCUACAUAUCCUAUCCAGCUCCUCAGCCUGUCCAGACCUACGUAGAAUGCCCUCCAGUGUGCCAGGCUCAGGGAAGAUUCUCCACCCAGAGCCAGUAUCAGGGCUCCUACAGCAGCUGCGCCCCCCAGUUCCAGUCGCGAACUUCUUACAGCAACUGUGAACCCCAGUUCCAGUAUCGGGGAGCUUCUUACAGCAGCUGUGCACCUCAGCGUCAGUCCCGAGCUUCCUAUCGCACUUGCGCACCCCAAUGCGAGACGCAGGGCUCUUAUGGGAGCUUCACCGCACAGCGUCGGUCUCAGAGCACCAGCAGGUGCCUCCCUCCCCGUCGACUGCAGCCCUCUUACCACAGCUGUUCCCCACCAAGAUGCUCUGAGCCUUGCUACAGCAGCUGCUUGCCUUCAAGAAGCUCUUCGGGUUCCUAUAACUACUGCACCCCGCCCCGCCGCUCUGAGCCCAUCUAUGGUAGCAGCUGUUCUCGGGGCCCCACUUCAAGCUGCUCUCAGAGAAGCAGACCCAAGUGCCGCAUAGAGAUUUCCUCUCCCUGCUGCCCCAGGCAGGUUCCUCCAAUGAAGGGUCCAGUUCAGAUUCCUCCCAUCAGACGCUGGCCCCAGAGCUGUGCCCCACAACCGUCCUGGGGUGCCUCCUGCCCGGAGCCGAGACCACGCCUGGAGCCACGUCCUCGGUGUGUUGAUCAAUGUCCAGAGCCAUUACCGCGGCGGUACCCACUUCCUGCUCCACGUCCAUAUCCACGGUGCGCAAGUCCUGAGCCCCGCCCAUGUCCUCUACCACGGCGACUUUCAGAGCCUUGUUUGUAUCCUGCUCCACGUCCAGCUCCACGCCCAAUUCCACGCCCAGCUCCACGUCCUCGUCCAAUGCAGUGUGAAAUUCCAGAGCCAUGCUCAUUCCCACAGCCCUGUGAAUACCCACAGCCUCGUCCACUUCCGGAGCCAAUUCCCCUUCCAGCCCCCUGUCCAAGCCCAGAGCCUUGUGGGGAGCCUCUGCGCUGUCCCAGCCCGUGCUUGGGCCCAAAUCCAAUCCCAUGGCCGCAAGACCUAGGCUGUCAUGAAUCUAGUCCAUGCCGCCUAGACACCGAGGCUCCUGGCUGUGGGCCAUCUAAUUGCAACCAGGGGCAAGAGAGUGGUGCUGGCUGCGGAUCUGGUGAUGUGUUUCCAGAGCCUCGGGGUCACGGUGGUUGUGGAGACCAAGGAAACGCUGGAGUAAAGGGUGGAGCUGGAGUCAAAGGUGGGGCGUGUGUUAAGAGUGCCUAUUUUUAA
This is a messenger RNA of Tupaia belangeri chinensis (Chinese tree shrew), 1746 nucleotides long. RefSeq names its product keratinocyte proline rich protein (gene KPRP). Bases 1 to 1746 code for a protein of 581 amino acids. NCBI's taxonomy places the organism in Eukaryota, Metazoa, Chordata, Mammalia, Scandentia, Tupaiidae. The record is from RefSeq and is a predicted model, not a curated record. The transcript has a single exon.